UUCUCUUGCCGGCACUUGACGGGACGAUUACCUGUGCUUUUUCACAUCAUAUAAACAAAUUGAAUUGUUGGUUAAUAAUAAAAUUCGUAUGUGUAUCUUGUUUUCAUAGAAAUGAUAAAAAAAAAUGUCUAAUAAUGACUGUGGAAUUUCAAUAAAUGGUAAUCAUACAGAUAUCGCCGUAAAAGUCUACAAAAACCGUUUGUUUAUUAUUGUCACACAAUUCCAGAAAUUUGGGUCUAUGGUCACAGUGACACGUGAAUCUUCUCUCGAUCAGUUCAACAGUGAUACAUACUCUACUCACGUAAUAUUUGGUAAAGAUACUGAAGAAAUACAUGCAGCAGUUCGUUAUAUAGCAGAAGCUAUUAAUAUUGACAGACCAUUGUUGCUAUCAAUUGCCUUAAAGGAUUACGAAUUAAGUACACUUAAAGUAAUUGUUUCAACAAUCAACAAACUAAAAGCUUGGUAAUAAUGUCUUUAAUAUUUGGCCAAUUGGUCAUUGGACCGCCGGGUAGUGGAAAAACUACUUACUGCAAUGCAAUGUGUAAUUUUUUGGAAAAAAUCGGGAGAAAAGUUGCUGUUAUAAAUAUUGAUCCAGCGAAUGAUAAUAUGGAGUACAAAACAACGAUAGAUAUUUCUGAUUUGAUAAAGCUAGAUGAUGUUAUGACUAAAUUUGAACUUGGACCAAAUGGAGGGUUGAUGUAUUGUAUGGAAUUCUUGGAAGCUAAUGUCGAUUGGUUGAUUAAAAGGAUUCUAAAUUUGAAGGACCAUUAUCUUAUUUUUGAUUGUCCUGGUCAAAUUGAACUGUAUACUCACCAUACAUCCGUAGCAGCAAUAGUAAAAAAAUUAAAUCAAAAUUUGGUCCGUCUGUGUAGUGUUUAUUUAAUAGAUUCUCAUCAUUGCACCGAUCCUGGUAAAUAUUUAUCUUCGUUAGUUGUCUGUACGAGUACAAUGUUACAACUAGCAUUACCACACGUCAAUAUAAUGACUAAAUUGGACCAAUUGAAAAAAUACGAAGACCGAUUAGCAUUUAAUAUUGAUUUUUAUACUGAAGUAUUGGACUUGAAUUAUUUACUGGAAAAACUUGAUGAGGAUCCAUCAACAGCUAGAUAUAAAAAAUUAAAUGCAGCGUUGAUAUCACUAGUUGAAGGCUACAGUCUUGUGAGUUUUCUACCAUUGGAUGUAUCAAAUCAAGCUCUUCUUUUGCGAGUUAAAAAUGCAAUUGACAAGGCUAAUGGUUACAUUUUUGGUGGUAAUGAACCUCAAGAUGUACAGACUUUACUUGCUUGCGCUGUCGGUGCAGUUAAUGAUAAUGAAAACAUGUCAACACUCGAAGCUUAUUUUUCAUAAUAAAAUAAAUAUUUAACUAAUUUUCAA
This is a messenger RNA of Cotesia glomerata, 1374 nucleotides long. RefSeq names its product GPN-loop GTPase 2. Lineage: Eukaryota; Metazoa; Arthropoda; Insecta; Hymenoptera; Braconidae. The coding region runs from base 469 to 1347 and encodes 292 amino acids. The record is from RefSeq and is a predicted model, not a curated record. Gene Ontology annotation, molecular function: GTPase activity. Gene Ontology annotation, cellular component: cytoplasm. The transcript is spliced from 7 exons.